Centropristis striata (black sea bass) is the source of this 3273-nucleotide messenger RNA. RefSeq names its product putative leucine-rich repeat-containing protein DDB_G0290503. The record is from RefSeq and is a predicted model, not a curated record. Bases 240 to 2465 code for a protein of 741 amino acids. The transcript is spliced from 11 exons. Lineage: Eukaryota; Metazoa; Chordata; Actinopteri; Perciformes; Serranidae.
GACGUCGGCAAGGUGACACCCACCUCUCUUCCUGCUACUCCGGUGUAGUGGGUGAAACGCGGCUCCAUGUCAGAAACUUUUGCUUGUUUUUGGUUAUUUUUGCGUGAGACGACAAUGAAGAUGUCUUCCUCGCGGGUGGGACUUUAAACUUUUGUCAGCGCGUGAAGCCCGGAGGACUCAAAUAGAGUUUCCAACAUCUAUCGGAUAACAAAGGGGAUAGUAUCAGCCCUCGGUCCGCGAUGUCCUCCAAAGGUAAAAAUGAGUUGUGCCGAAUAUGUGGCGGGGCUCUGCAGGGAAACCAGAGGCGGUGGCUGUUUGGGGGCCAAAAUAAGAAGACGGGACAGCCUCAGACUCCGACAGGCUCCUUGAGAGGAGGAAGCCUGUCCCGGUCCUCGCAGAGCAGCCCCUGGGGCAGCACGUUAUCUCUGGGCUCCUCAGGGUCUCUCUCCAGGUCCCAGUUAUCCCUCAGCUCCCCGUCCAAAGGGAUGGAUGUGCUCUCGGUGUUGACUCACAUACUGGGGCAGUCUGUACCACGAGGCGGCGGGCAGGGGGAGUUUGUCUGUGGCAAAUGCGUGUGUGUCCUCGAGCGGGUUUUCAAGUUCGACUCGGUGAUCUCCAGGGUGAAGGUGCUUUCGUCGGAGAGGCUUCAGAAGCUGAUGCAGGAGAGGGACAAGAUCAGACAGUGGGUGCGCCAAAACUACCACCAGAGACACCCGCGGGACUCCCAGGGGAGGGGCAGCACCAGCGAGGAGGACGGCGAGGCGGAGAAGGAAGGCUACAGGGAGAUGCUCAAAGAAAAUAUGGCACUGUCGGAGUACGAGUGCUGGUCCGAAAAGUGGGACACGUGUCCGUAUUUUGUAAGAACGGGUAAAAGAUGCAGAAAGGGCAAAGGAUGUGAAGGCUGUGAUUCUCUACGGGUGUCCGACUCAGAUUACGAGUCUGUGUGUGGGGUUCCUCGCUGCCUGCCUUUCCAACCCUUCUCCCCAUUGGCGCUGUCGCGGGACAAGUCCCAGAGCAUGCCCCUCCACUGGCAGAGGGUGUCAUCCUGCAGCUCCAUCCCAUCCUCACUGGCAGGGUCCACUCUCUCCUUACAAACGUCCUCCCGCACAGAGUCCAUUCAGUCCCUCGACUCCCUUGAUGGCAACGACCCGUUCGACCCUCCGGAUGCUCAGUCGGCCAACUUUGUGCUGAAGGAGCUGAGAAGUAUUGAAGGGAAGCCUGUCAGUUCGCCAUCAGGGAGUAGGAUCCCAGUUCUGGGCAGGAAGGAGGGGAGGUACUCGGGAAAAGUUGGAGAGAUGGUGUCACCCUCUGUGAACAGGGUGCUGAACUUUGGGAGUGUGGGGAACGGAGCGGAGGAAAUGGAUGAAGAGGAUGGAGAUGUCCUGUCAGAGCUGAGGGACGAGUUCAUGCCUCUUCAUCGAGAGAGCACAAGUGAUAAGGUUCACCACGCUGUCAGGCACCUGCGAGGCCAGCUGGACCAAGCUGUGUCCCGCAUCAGGACCCUGGAGGCCGAGCUGAAACACGGGAAGAGCAAACCAACUGAAGCCAACGGAUCAGAGGACUGGGUGCCUUUGCUCCAGGAGGAGGGUGGCAGCUCCCUGCUGCAGAGCCUCGGUCACUCUCUGCAAAGCCGGGAGCGUCUGAUCCAGGAGUGUAUGGGUCUGAUGAGAAGGCUGUGUGUGGAGGGGGGAGCUGGGACCGAGCUGGCCGACAGGCUGACUGAGAAACUGACUGAGACUCUGAAAGACACUCUCUCCGUCAACAAGGCUGCCCUGCAGACUUUGAGGUCUGAAGCGAUGGAGAAGGAGAAGAGCAUGGAGACAGAGAUCGAGGCCCUGAGGAAGGCUGGAAGAGACCGAGAGAGAGACCUCGACACACUCAACAGUGUGCUGCAGUGCAACCAGGAUAUUAUCAACGAACUGCGAGUGGCUCUGGGGGAGAAGGAUCGGCUGCUGAAGGAGGUGGAGAAAGAGAGGGAGGUGUGGAGACAGAGGGACCGGGCCCUGGCUACUGUCCUGCAGGAGAAGGAGGCUCUGAUCCAGGAGCUGGAGAGCUGUCAGAAAGACGUGCAGGGGUCGGCAGCAGAUGGAGAGGGAAACAGCGCCACCUUGUGCAACGAGGUCACCAAACUAACUACAGCCCUGCAGGAGUACCAGGACAUGGUGCAGAAUCAGCAGAAGAGUUACAGUCAGACGGUGUCCUCUCUGACAGAUCAACUCAAAAACACCCAGCAGGAGCUGAGGGAGAAGGAGAAGGAGAAAAAGGAGGCGGAUAGAGCCUGGCACAACAGCAGAGAGGACAGAGAGAGAGAGGAAAGGAAACUGAGGAACAGCCUGGAGAAGAGAGACAAACUCAUCGAGCAAAUCCUGUUGGAUGCUGAGGAGCGGGACCAUCUGUUCAGAGAGCUGCAGCAGAACCUGCAGAACAAACGUGAACCUCUGACUGGCAUCAAACACACACUGUGACCAAGGACGACUACUGUACUGACAAGAUGCAAACUAACUGCACAGAAACCGGAAGACUACUUUUGCACUUUCUGCACCAGCGUUUUGUUGCCUCUUGAGUAUAUUUAUCGUGGUGUAGUCUAUUUAUGUUUAUCUCUCUACCUUGUGUGAGGUUUGCAUUUGCAGACCUGUCAUGUUUUGGCAAUUUUCCACAAUUACUACUUAACUCUCUGGAGUGAAUCAGUAAUUUCAGACUUCAGAGAGUCAGACAGUCUGAUUGUUUUCAUUAGGAGGUCUAGCUUCUUUCAGCUAGAUGUUUAAUACUUGAUUUACAUUUAAGUUAAUUUAGUUUGAAUGUAAUGGGUCUAAUGGUUAGGCAGUGAUUAGAUUUCAUUUCAUGUAGUGGGAUUGCUGACACGAACAUUUCUGAAUGGUAUGAUUGUUGGUGGAUCUGAGUAUCAUUUAUUAUGUCCUUCAGGACAGGAGCGAGUACAAUAUUGCUUUAAAUCUGAAUUUAGCUUUGUGUGUAAUAUGAAGCUUUUUGUCUUUACUGUGUUUGUCUUUUCACUUUCUCGGUACAGAACUGUAAUUUGUUUGUUUACAGUGCUUUCUUAGCACUCAUGGAGGGGAACACUUAGGACCAAAAUAACAUUUUACCUGCUUUUAUUUUCUGCUUUUAUGCAUUUCCCUUUUUUUUUUUUUUUUUUUUUUGAACAGUUUUCAAUGAUCUUCAAUGUUUACAUGUCUUGGAUUGGUUUUUUUUCUGGGGCUUAUUACUGGAAAAAUGUUCUUUUUAGCUCAAGAGAAUUAAACUCUCUGAUCCAAAUUA